CUGUUGAUUCGGUGUUCGUUUGGUGCAUUGAGUAGGAUCUGGCUUUAGAAGAAUGACGGGAGCUCCGCCCUCGAGUGGUUGUUUUCAGUGCGGCUCUAUGCAUCACUGGGUCCGUGAUUGUCCCAAUCGUCAGUUUGUCAACAGGCCGCCGGCUACUGGCGCUAAUGCCGUACCGACGGGAGGAGCGCUCUUGGCCCUACCUGCUCUAAAUCCACCUUCCUCAUCUACUGCUCCGUCGAAUUCGUAUGCUGCCGUCACAUCGAACCCUCCAUCGGUCACUGCGCCAGGCAAUUUCAACCAUGGUAAUCAGGGGAGACCGAACUGGUGGACUCGGAACCAGGAGCGGCUGGACAAGGUCUAUAAUAAGUAUGUGGAGGAUAUGGAGAAGGAAGCGAGUCAGAAAGCAGAACAAGAGAAGGAGAGGGUAAAGAAGGAAGAGGAGGAGAAUAAGUUACUAUGGAAGAAAGAGAGAGAACAACUCGAAGUGGAGAUGGGGCCCCGUCUGGACAAAAGGUUCGAAGCUUUGGGAUUAACUAGAAGCAAGAAGACUGAUGGGGUGACACCUAAUGGGGGUGUGGUUGAUGAGCUACUACGACUGCGAAAAGAGAAUGAAGAGUUAAGAAGUAAAAUUGGCGCAUGGAACGGGCAAUCGAACGAUGAAAAGGUGCGACUUCUACAAAAUGAGAUUCAGGAGCUUCGGCGUCAAACCUCCAAUCAGCAGACUAAUGAAGAUACUAUUCUGGCUUUGAAAACGGAGAUAGGUGAGCUGAAGCAGUCAGCAUAUGUGAAGACUAACUUUGAGCAGGAGAUAGUUGGGUUGAGAAUGAAAAUCAGCACGCUGCGAGGGCAGAAUGAGGCUAUUAUGGGUGAGGUUAAUCAGUGGAAAUCAGAAGCGUUGUGUCCAGGUAACAAAAGGGGAAGCAUCGCUGUCGGCACUCCGGAGCCAGCGGACCGAGGGACUCCGAAGCCCCGGUCGACUGAUAAUCUGCGUGAAGCAGAUAAAUGGAAAGAUGAGUACAAUAAUCUGUGCAAUCUCCACCGAAUAGCUAAUCUCGAGGUUGACGCCAUUAAGAAGAAGAGGGCUGAGGCGGAGUUGAAGAGGAUGGAAGUAGAGAAGCAAGUGAAGGAGUUGGAGGAACGGAUGAGUGAACUCACUGCUAGCGGAGUCAAGACGAGAGGUGGAGGCACCAACCUCAAGGAACGGUUGGAGGAGGUGGCGGUCCGUUCCACGAGAAAAGGUCAAAAAGCGACUCCCAUGAGAUUUGGGGGUGUCUCUGCAGUGGGGAACAGAAAAACGACGGAGGGGAACAAUCGUGCAGAAUAUAUUGAGGAACAGAAAAGCAGUUAAGACUGCUCCGGAAAGCGGGGUUAGAAGUGUACUGUCGAGAGGAGGGCGUCAAAGUGGGUAAAUUCGAGGACACGAUA
Messenger RNA from Chara braunii, 1425 nucleotides. The record is from the annotation of a GenBank genome assembly. NCBI's taxonomy places the organism in Eukaryota, Viridiplantae, Streptophyta, Charophyceae, Charales, Characeae.